AUGGGGCUUGGCUACAACAGCUGCUGGCCCAUUCAUACUAUUGUCACUGCCUUUGGUCCUGAUGUAGUUUUACAUCCUAAAGAAUCUAAAAUGCCGGGCGCCGGUACUUUCAAAAUCUUCGUCGGGAAUCUUUCCGAUAAAACGACGGACGCCGAUCUUAGACCGCUAUUCGAAAAGUACGGUACGGUCGUAGAAUGCGAUAUCGUCAGAAAUUACGGUUUCGUGCACAUGGAAAACGAACAAGUCGGCCGCGAAGCCAUUCAGAACUUAAACGGAGAGAUAGUCCAUGGUCAAGCUAUCAAAAUAGAAGCGGCCAAGAGCCGAAAGGCACCUUCGACGCCCACCACCAAAAUAUUCGUCGGUAACCUAACGGACAAGACGCGCGCGCCCGAGGUCCGCGAGCUGUUUCAGAAGUUCGGCACGGUCGUCGAGUGUGAUAUCGUUCGUAAUUAUGGCUUCGUGCACUUGGACGCGUCGGGCGAUGUCAACGAAGCUAUCAAAGAGUUGAACGGUAUGAUGGUCGACGGGCAGCCCAUGAAGGUGCAGUUAUCAACGAGCCGCGUCCGUCAGCGGCCGGGCAUGGGCGACCCCGAGCAGUGCUAUCGCUGCGGUCGGGGCGGUCACUGGUCCAAGGAGUGCCCGAAGGCGCUGGGCCCAGACCGGAACAUUUUACGCGAUCGAGCUUUCGGCCGCGACCCGUACCCUCCACCGCCACCGCCGCCGUUCCUUCGCGAUCGCAUGAUGGGAGGAUUUGGGGAUCCUUAUGAUGGAUACUACGACCGUGCAAGAUUCGACUCGCCGCGCGAUUUAUUCGAGCGGAGGUAUCCUGUGGGAGCUUCCCGCGGACUAGACAUGGGAGCAUCUCGCGGAGGUCGUGGUGACUUCGUGUCUCCGCCUCUGCGAAGGGAGCCAAUGCCGCCGAUGCCGAGUUUGCCACCAAUGCGCAGCGGAAUGGGAUCUAUGAGGUCGUCGUAUGAUGCUAUGUACAGCAGGCGAAGUCCCCCGCAAGGGCCUCAAAUGUCCCGGGGGAUGUAUGAAGAUUUUAGCCGUGACACAUUUGAUGACAGAAGACCUGGAAUGCGAGGACCUUCACCUUCAAGAAGAUACGCGCCUUAUUAG
Molecule: messenger RNA, 1119 nt
Organism: Arctia plantaginis
Lineage: Eukaryota; Metazoa; Arthropoda; Insecta; Lepidoptera; Erebidae
Source: the annotation of a GenBank genome assembly